AUGAUUGUGCCAACUGGGUUCAGGUUCAAUCCCACCGAUGAGGAGCUCAUCGAAAUAUUACAAAGGAAAGUUUCUGGGAAAGAAACGCCACUCCAUCACUAUUUCAUUGUUGAAAGAAACGUUUAUGAGCAUAAACCAGAAGACCUUGAAUGGGAUCAUACGGUGCCAGUACAAAACAACGAGAGAUUUUACUAUUGUAUGAAAGAGAAUGAUUCUCGAGAAGUGUCAGGUCGAGGAUGGUGGAAAGCUACAAGCCAUGUCAAGAAAAUUUAUGCGAAUAAUAACAAACGUGUUGUAGGUUACAAAAGGCCUCUCACAUUUCACAAGUUUAGUGAUAAUGAAAGAAAGCGUAACAAAGCCAUCAAGACAAAUUGGAUUAUGUAUGAAUAUAGCCUCGAAUCCUGCACAACGGAAUGGAGACUUUGUAAGAUCAAAUAUAAGGGCAAACAAAGUGGGCAAGUGAUAGAAGAUCAGAUUGAGAAUAUGAAAAAAAAUUACAGAUUGAGUAAUGAAUCUGAAGCCAGCUGUUCAAUAAUGGACAUUGUUUAUGAAGAACAAGAGAAACCAAAGUUGGUUCACCAAACAGAGAAAUUAUAUGAGCCUGAUUUUAGCCAAAACCUGCAGCAAAUGGAAGUGAUGAAUGAGUUCUAUGGUUCAUAUGAUCCAAUUCUAACACACAUUUCAAGCAGUUCACAUGAUUAUAAUUAUUUUGGUGAAGAAGAAGAUCAUCAGCUAGAGCAAUUGCCAUAUUCAUCAGCAUCAGAAGAAUUAUUAUUCCCUCGCCUUUGGUCUUGGUAA
Messenger RNA from Pistacia vera, 798 nucleotides. RefSeq names its product NAC domain-containing protein 83-like. The record is from RefSeq and is a predicted model, not a curated record. Gene Ontology annotation, molecular function: DNA binding. Gene Ontology annotation, biological process: regulation of DNA-templated transcription. The transcript has 3 exons. NCBI's taxonomy places the organism in Eukaryota, Viridiplantae, Streptophyta, Magnoliopsida, Sapindales, Anacardiaceae. The coding region runs from base 1 to 798 and encodes 265 amino acids.